AGCCCCACCUACUAGCUCUCCAUUCCCAGUCCUAAAUCAUUGGGAAUGUAAUAGACAGACCAGCGGGAGUGGGCGGAGCGGGCGCCGGAUGUGACGUUUCCGGAACCUCCGAGUGUCAUCCGCGGGGAAAGAACUUGGUCCUGAUGUCUGACCAUGGAGAUGUGAGCCUCCCGCCCGAAGACCGGGUGAGGGCUCUCUCCCAGCUGGGUAGUGCGGUAGAGGUGAAUGAAGACAUUCCACCCCGUCGGUACUUCCGCUCUGGAGUUGAGAUUAUCCGAAUGGCAUCCAUUUACUCUGAGGAAGGCAACAUUGAACAUGCCUUCAUCCUCUAUAACAAGUAUAUCACGCUCUUUAUUGAGAAACUACCAAAGCAUCGAGAUUACAAAUCUGCUGUCAUUCCUGAAAAGAAAGAUACAGUAAAGAAAUUAAAGGAGAUUGCAUUUCCCAAAGCAGAAGAGCUGAAGGCAGAGCUGUUAAAACGAUAUACCAAAGAAUAUACAGAAUAUAAUGAAGAAAAGAAGAAGGAAACAGAGGAAUUGGCCCGGAACAUGGCCAUCCAGCAAGAGCUGGAAAAGGAAAAACAGAGGGUAGCACAACAGAAGCAGCAGCAAUUGGAACAGGAACAGUUCCAUGCCUUCGAGGAGAUGAUCCGGAACCAGAAGCUAGAAAAAGAGCGACUGAAAAUUGUACAGGAGUUUGGGAAGGUGGACCCUGGCCUAGGUGGCCCGCUAGUGCCUGACUUGGAGAAGCCCUCCUUAGAUGUGUUCCCCACCUCACCAGUCUCAUCCAUACAGCCUUCAGACUGUCACACAACUGUAAGGCCAGCUAAGCCACCUGUAGUGGACAGGUCCUUGAAACCUGGAGCACUGAGCAACUCAGAAAGUAUUCCCACAAUCGAUGGAUUGCGCCAUGUGGUGGUGCCUGGGCGGCUGUGCCCACAGUUUCUCCAGUUAGCCAGUGCCAACACUGCCCGGGGAGUGGAGACAUGUGGAAUUCUCUGUGGAAAACUGAUGAGGAAUGAAUUUACCAUUACCCAUGUUCUCAUCCCCAAGCAAAGUGCUGGGUCUGAUUACUGCAACACAGAGAACGAAGAAGAACUUUUCCUCAUACAAGAUCAGCAGGGCCUCAUCACCCUGGGCUGGAUUCAUGUAAGCAAUUCUGAGCUGUCUGAGAGUUAGUCUCUGCCUCUCCUAUGGUGGUAUAAAUACACUGAGUGUUUCUUUGAACAAAGUCAAUUAUAUCCAGAUUAUUUAUUGUUUUUCUCUCUUUCGGUUGCAGUCCUUAGCAUACUUGACUAUUGCACUUUCGUAUUGUUUUCUGGGAACACUUAGGGCUUUUAAAUUUUUUUAACUUUUUAUUUAUUUUUUAGUAAAAAUAAACUGUUGUCCCUAAAGUUCCAGUUUCCCUCUGAGUGUGACUGGUGAUGGGAUGCUGGCCUAGAAUAUAUGUGGACAUUGACCUUAGAGACUAUGCCUACUGUAUACAGAUGAUGUUCCUUAAAGUUGUAUACCUCAAAAUAUUUUAAAUGAGCCAAGUAGGUUAAUUCAGAUGCUUGCAUUUGGUCUUUCUUAAAGCACCUUUAUAUAAACAAGAAGGGCUAUAAAUACACAUUAUUUUCAAGUGUCUGCAUAUCUUGUGCAGCCUUCUGGUAAUGUUCAGGUAAAAUAUAAGGCCUUCCCUAAAGAUUAUUUUUAAAUUUUUCUUUCUAUUCCUUUUCAACCCCUCACUCCCAUAGCCCAAGCUGCAUUUUAUGCUGUAUGACAGAGUUACAAAUAAAUUGGUUUAUUCUUGGAUUACA
Molecule: messenger RNA, 1798 nt
Organism: Symphalangus syndactylus (siamang)
Lineage: Eukaryota; Metazoa; Chordata; Mammalia; Primates; Hylobatidae
Product: STAM-binding protein-like
Biological process (GO): protein K63-linked deubiquitination
Cellular component (GO): cleavage furrow; endosome
Molecular function (GO): metallopeptidase activity; protein binding; K63-linked deubiquitinase activity
Source: RefSeq, a predicted model, not a curated record